Messenger RNA from Cladocopium goreaui, 6357 nucleotides. The record is from the annotation of a GenBank genome assembly. Lineage: Eukaryota; Dinophyceae; Suessiales; Symbiodiniaceae.
AUGGUUCGACUCCACAUCAAUGCCCACAACUCCAUCACCAAGCAGGAGUUCAUGCAGAUUGUCAACGCUGUUUCGCUUUGUUGUGCAGCACAACUUCAUCGAGCUGUACCACUUCUACCUUCAGGACAAGGUUACGUGGGAACACCUGGAGGAGCAUCCAUCUCAACGGCCAGAAGUGAGAACAGAGACGAAGGUGAUCGACUGUUUGACUUCGGCAAGUACAAGGGACGAAGCUUCAGAUCGGUCUACGACAACGAACCUUCUUAUGUGAACUGGACGUUGGACGAGAUGCAGAAGGGCGAAGGCUACUGCAAGGGCAUGAGAAGAUGGCAGGAGUACAUCAAUGUGAAGAGAGCAGAAGAGGAGUCGAAUCCACCGAGAACACCAACAGCCUAUAUGGUCGUCGAUGUCGAGGAGAUUGAUGAGAAUGACGAUGUGGCAAUGUGGGUCAACACAGAGGACGAGGAAGCGACCUACAUGUUCCUUGACUCAGGUUGCAACCAGACCUGUCAUGGGGAGCUGUGGAUGAAGAGGUUCAGCAAUGUGACAAAACAUCAUCCACAAUGGCUACAUCGACAGACAACCGAGCUCAACGGCAUCGGAGGACGAUCGAGGACGCUGGGAGAAAGACUUCUCUAUGUCAUGCUGGAGAACAACAAUGGAGAAGGAGUUCCAGGAGAAGUCACCAGCAUGGAAAUCGAGGGAUCGAAAGCACCAAUGCUUUUGAGCCUUCCUUCACAAGAGGCUCUUGGAUUGGUCGUUGACUUCGAAGAUUCGACCAUCUACAGCAAGUUGUUGAACAUGACCUUCAAGGCAGUUCGAGGCAAAAGGAAUCGCCUUUUGGGCCUCAAGAUCACCCCAGCCGAGUUCGCGGAGAUGAAUGUGGCACCGGUUGAAACCGUUGCACUGAUGGCUGAGUCGAGUGAGGGCUCUGACAAGAAGCCACCAUGGAGGACUUCGGAUGAGGGAGAUCAGAGAGGAGUGCCCAAGGCCAGAGCAGCACCCAGCGAGAUGCUGACCAGAAUUGCACCGGAUGGACAACGCUACACAUCUGAGGUGCGAGUAGUUCCAACUCGAGCAGCAUCAUCUUCAGCAAGACCAUCUGAGGAGAACACCGACAAGGAGGAUGAUGACGUGUGGGUUGAGGUCGAAGAAGAGGAGGAAUCACAACCCGCUGGGACGACACAGAAUGAGACAUGGGAUCGAGAUGAAACAGAUGACGCACCACUGGAGGAGCAGAUCUUGGAUGAGCCAGAGGAAGAAGGUCAGCCAGAAGGAGAACUAUCUCCGAAGGAGAAGGACGUUUUCCGACCAGAAGAUGAGGAGACUGACUGGUGGGACAUCCAGGACAAUGAGAUCAUCCGACACCAUGUGCAGCCACGGACUAUGCCGUUCUACCCAACAGGAAGUCGAAUGGAUUUGCCCGUCGACUUGAUGAGGCUUGCUGGACGAAGAGUGACCUACAAGCUCUUCGAGGAUGGGAACACGGAGACCGUGAAUGACAACUGGAAGGAUCGACUUCCAGGACAGUACGUCAAGGAGCGAUCGGAGGCAACAACCUUUGAGAAGGCACCUCCUGGACUUCACGUCGUCCGGAGGAUCACCUACAACAUGGAGAAUGGAGAAGAGAUCGCUGACGAGACUGAGUAUGACCUCAUGCAGGAGGGACGAGAAGAAAGACCACUACCCAACGGAGUCACCUACAUCAGGACGAGAUUCCACGUCUUCGAGGACUUUGAGGACGAGAGUCCAUGGAUUGGAACUACCACGUUCCGACUCAAGCCUUUGGAGACGGAGUUGGCCGACUAUGUCAUGGACCCCAAGGACACCAAGCGCACCAUGACCAAGGGCCAGCGGAAGCAGCUGGAACAGGAGGUUGAGAACCUAGAGGAGAAAGACAUGGCGCUUUGGUCUGUCCUGACCAGGAGAAAAGCUUUCUUGCCCAUGCGCUGGAAGAUUGUCUUCGAGCUGUUCUGCGGAUGUGCCUUGUUGACAAGGAUGUUUCAAGCAGCUGGCUAUGAAACCUGCACACCGCUGGACGUGAACAACGGGUGGAAUGUCUUCGACCCGAAGCAUCGAAGAUGGGCAGAGGACAUGCUGGAGCGUGAGAACCCGUACCUUCUCACGGUGGCAUGGCCUUGUGGACCCUGGUCACCAUGGCAGAGGAUGGCAAAAGAUCAGGAGAUCGUUCAGGAGAAGCGGAAGAAAUGGUUGCCGAUCCUAGGAUGGAUCAAGAAGAUGGUGAGGAAGCAACAGCAGAAAGGAGGAGUGACAAUGGUCGAGAACCCAUGGCCGUCAGAAGCAUGGAACACUCAGGAGAUCAUGUCACUAUCUUCGCAUCAGUAUGGACGAAGUGAGGAGGAGCAGUUCGAGGUCUUGAGGGUAGAUGCAUGCGCCUUUGGACUUCGGGACUAUGACUCCAAGCUGUUGCACAAGAAACCCACAGGUAUUGGGACAGACUCACCAGGCAUCAAGACCAUGAUGAGAGGAAUGACCUGCAGCGGAGAUCAUGAACAUGAGCCGCUGGAGGGUAACAAUUCGAGAGGAGCGAGAACGAGGCAAGCAGCAAAGUGGACUUCGAGGAUGUGCAGAAGGAUCAUCCGAGGAGUUCAGAUCGACUUGGAGAAUGCAGUCUCAACAGCAUUCGCAGGAGAGGCUAUGCAAGAGGUAAUGGAAGAGGAGCCACAUGCGCUGGAUGAGAUCUAUGGAGAAGAGGAUCUACCUUCAGCAAAGCCGACAGCCAAGGAGGCAGAGGUCGAUCUGGCAAGAGAGGAGACGUUGGAAGAUCAAGAACGACUUGAGGAGCCAGAGGCCGAGAAGAUCAGAAGGAGGAUGUGGACAAAGCUGAGCAGAAAGGAGAGGAUUGGCAUCAGAAGGUUGCAUGUCAUGACAAGUCAUGCAACACGACCACAAAUGCAAAGGAUGCUGAGGUACUCCAAUGCACCAGCCAAUGUGGUGUCAGCAGUGAAGUACUUCAAGUGUUCAGCUUGCGAGAGGCUUUCAGAAGGCCAUCAUCCCGCAGUUGUGAAAGCUCCAAAUCCCUACACCUUUGCCGAGGAUGUUGGAUUGGACGUCUUUGAGGUCAAAGAUGCUGAGGGAAACCGAUACCAAGUUCUACAUGGUGUAUGUCAUGGCACGACAUUCCAAGCGGGAGAAGUGCUUGGCAUUUCAGCUGGAGUUCCGAGCAGCCGCCUAUGCUUGGACCUUUUCACUCGAUUUUGGAUGAGCUGGGCAGGAACACCGAAAUCCAUCACUGUGGACCGAGGCACUCACAACCGAGGAGUUUUCUUCUCAGAGCUUCAGAAGCUAGGAGUUGAGGUGAGGUCUGCAGCGACACAAGCCCCAUUCCAGAUCGGGAGGACAGAGAGACAUGGAGGUAUCCUGAAGCACAUGAUCAACAAGGUCGUCAUGGCCACACAGGCAACAGGACAAUCUGAGAUGCAGCUUGUGCUCAUGCAGUGCCUGGAGACCAAGAAUCGUCAGGCAAACAUUGGAGGAUUCUCUCCGAGCCAAUGGGUACUUGGCCGGAAUCCACGAGCUGGAGGAUGGACAGAUGAGGACGAAGAGACAGUCGUGGUUCACGAUGAGGAUCCGCAAUCCACGUUCAACAGGAGGAACGUGAUGAGAGAGGCUGCAAGGAUUGCCUGGGCAGAAGAAGACAGCAGGAGGAGAGUUCAGAAGGCAUUGCUGAGGAAAGGUGGCGGAGAAGCUCAACAAUUCCGACAAGGAGAUCUGGUUGCUUUCAUGAGGAGAAAGCAAGGAGCAGUCAAGUGGUAUGGACCUGGACGAGUUCUGACACAGGAGGGCAAGAAUGUCUGGAUCAUGCAUGGAGGAGUUCCAAUUCUCACUUCAGAGACCAUGGUGAGAGCAGCAACUUCAGAGGAAUACCUCACCAAGGAGCUCAUUGGCGUGACCAAGGGCAAGAAGAGAGGCAGAGGACUACUCUACGAGGAUCCAGCACAACACCAUCAGUUGGGAUCAACUGGACAGCCGUCCUACUUGGAUCUCCGGAAGGUUGAGGACGAUGAGGAUGCAGCAGGAGCCGCACUACCCAGAGGAGGACUUGGCAACAUUGCACCUACAGAACGAGGAGGCGAUGAGGAUGAGUCACCAAAGAGGAUGAGAGCAUUGAUCAGAGAUGAGGAGAAGAAGCAAGAGGAUGAGGCAAGAUCAAUGGCAUCAAGGACAUCACCACAUGAAGUGCCUGUGCCAACAAGUCCGACUAACUGGGAGGACAACAGUCCUGGCUACAGCCCUGGAACACCCGUGGAGGAGCAAGCAACUUCAUCGACGAGGACGGUGCAGACACCAUCUCUACCACAACCACCAGCAGUUCUGACACCGCUGUCAAAGGCAAUGGCAAUUGCAGGAGGAAACCAACUUGAUGUUGGAGCAAAGAUGGCGAAGUCAAUGAGGACGCAGAGAGAGGAGACAAAGGAAGAGAGCGCAGCAGAGAGGACCAUGAACAGACCACGUUCAAGGAGUCCGCCAGAAGCUUUGAAGAAGGAGUUCACGAGCUUCAUGGCGAAGAGGUACAACAAGAAAGGAGGAGACCCCAAGAGCACUGGGGAGUUGCGCUAUGAGAGAGACCAAGGAGAUGCAACGACAGAAUGGACCAAUUGGGUCAAGUACAAAGCGACCAGAGUUCCAUCCAAGAAGGAGGUGGAGCAGAUGCUCAUGGCUGGCAUCAAGCCUGUGCCAAUGCGAUGGGUUGACGUGGACAAGCAUGCUCGACUACGAGUUGAAGGAGGACCAGAGGUGGAGCCGAAGUUGAAGAGCAGAUUGGUACUUCGAGGAGAUCUGGAAGAAGGAGACUUCAGAGUCGACUGCCCGACAGCCACGGCAACUGGAACACACCUGGUCAUCAGCUUCGCAGCAUGCACCAGGAGACGCUUGAGAGCAGGCGACAUCAGCGCCGCCUUUCUCCAAGGAAGUCCUAUCAACCGAGAGCUGCUGAUGAAGGUUCCCAACACAGGAAUUCCUGGUCCUGACGGACAAGGAUACGCAGUUGAACCUGGCAGCUACCUUGUGGCUUUGAUGUCAAUCUAUGGGAGCAAGGAUGCACCACGAGGAUUCUGGAUAGCUUUGAGAGAUGAGAUGCAAGUCCAAGGACUACGUGAGGUGGAGCCAGCACUCUAUGCUCUGACAGGAGAUCAGGGAGAACUACAUGGACUGGCAGCAACACACGUGGACGACAUCAUCUGGACGGGAGAUGAGACCAUGGACAGUGUCAUGGACAAGAUCCAAGAACGUUUCACUUUUGGCAGCAUCGAGGAGGAGAACUUUCGAUUCUGUGGCAGGCGCAUCGAGUCAAAGGAUGACUACUAUGAGAUCACUUGCCCAGAGCUGCUUAGCAAGGUGAAGCCGAUUCACAUUGAGGGACGCCGAGACCGAAGUCCUGCUGACCCAGCGAGUGCAGAGGAGCAAUCGCAGAUGAGGGCCGUCUUGGGAAGCAUCGGCUACGUCGUCAGACUUUGCAGGCCAGAGCUUUCCUACAGAUGUUCGGCGCUUCAAGGGAAGCAAGCGCGACCUCAACACCAGGAUCUUGUGAACACCAACAAGUUCUUGUCUGCAGCGCAGCGCACUACGGGCAAUGGCUUGCGCUACGUCAAGAACAAGAUCGACUUUCACAGUGCAGUGCUGCUAUCUGUGACGGAUGCGAGCUUUGGAGCCGAAGAACACACAGCUGAGGAUGGAAGGAAGAGCGGCCAUCGUUCCCAGGCCGGAAGAUUUCUUCUGUUGGCAGACAGGAUGCCGACACUCAGCACUCCAGCGAAUGUGCAUAUCCUGGAGUGGCAAUCACACACGAUUCGCCGAGUGUGUCGCUCAACUCUGCAUGCCGAAGUGAUGAGCAGCAUCGGAGGGAGUGAAGCAGGGCAGUAUGUCCGAGCACUACUCUAUAACAUGACCAACCCGAAGAAGACUGGACUACGUGAGCAGCUGGACUGGAAAGUGGCAGCGAGUGACUCUCGCACAAUCCACUGGCUGACAGACUGCAGGUCCUAUGUGGACACUAUGUCAUCAACUGGUCAAGGAGUGGUAGCUGACAAGAGGCUAGCAAUAGAUCUCACUGCUUUGCGGCAGGAUCUUUGGCGUUCUCCCGGUACAGAAUGUGGAGAACCAAAUGUACAGGAAUCCAUCCCUUUGGACUGCACGGAUCAACUUUGGUGGAUCAGCACCAAGGAUAUGAUCAGCGAUGGUCUCACCAAGCACAUGCAAUGGGACAACAUCACCAAGCUGUGCCGCACAGGUCAGUUUAUUCUGACAUCAUUGCCGAGGAGGUCCAUAUGUUCCGGUUCAGGAUCUGUAAAGAUAGACGGGUGUGAAGAUGAUCAUGAGUCCACACCAGAUCCAUGA